AUGGAUCAAAUCGAACACCUGACAGACGCCCAUCGGCGCCCGAAGAAGCUAAUCUUCGCACCAGGCGACAUUGCACCAACCUCCAAUGCGCCAACACCAGAACCACAGCCCCAAGAAAUCCCGGCGCCAAUCACCGUCCUAGAAGCCCUCCGCACCUCAGCCUCAACCCCAAACUCCACAACGGAAACCGAAGUCCUCUCGCACGCCGCGCGCGCCCACCAAUUCGGCACAAACCCACCAUUAACAAUCUCCCAAAUCCAUGGCACAAACCCGCUACACCAAUUCAACACCUGGUUCCGCGACCCCCGUCUCCCAGCCUCCUCCGCCCCGGAAACAUGCACUCUAUCAACAGCCUCGCUCCCCUCGGGCCGCGUCAGCGCGCGCGUCGUAUACCUAAAAGAACUCGACGAGCGCGGCUGGGUCGUCUACAGUAACUGGGGUAGUCGUGAAGGCAAAGGCAGACAGGUUUUCGGAGGCGAGAGUGGUGACACGCUAGAUGCCAUGCCGGAACCGGAUUCGGAGCAACCUACCAUCACGGCAGAGGUUGGGUCUGGGAAUAAAUGGGGCGCGUUGACGUUUAGCUGGGCGAGUGUUGAGCGGCAGGUGAGGGUUGAGGGGUUGCUCGAGCCGCUUCGGAGAGAGGAGAGUGAGAUGUAUUGGCGGACGCGUGAGCGGGGGAGUCGCAUUGGGGGAUGGGCGAGCUGGCAGAGUCGGGUUUUGUGGGCUGCAGAGCCUGUGCAGAUGGAGGAGAACCAGAGAAGGAAGAGUGUAGUGAGGUUGCAGGGGGAUGGGGAUCAGCUUAUUCCGUUGGAUAUUGAGCAGACGGAUGUCGAGGAUGGACGGGCGUUGUUGGAGGCCAGGGUUGCGGAGAUGGAGAAGAGGUUUGCGGGUGUUGAAGAUAUUCCCUUGCCACCGUUUUGGGGUGGUGUGAGGCUUGUGCCGGAGUCUGUGGAGUUCUGGCAGGGACGUCGGAGUCGGUUGCAUGAUCGGUUCCGUUAUAUCUCCACCGCAGCCAUGUCGACCUCAACGCCUCCGUCAAUCCCCCAAUCCUCCACAUCCCCCUGGAUCAUCCUCGCAGUAACGAGCGGCGCCUUCGCUGCGUUGAACGGUGUUUUCGCGAAAUUAACCACGGACGACCACACAACGGCCUUCGCGCAAUCCCUCGCCCACCUCUUCGGUCUAGAGUCAUCGCCCGUGAUUGAGGUGCUUACUCGAGGUGCCUGCCUCGGCCUAAACGUUCUCUGCAACAUAAUAAUGUGGGCACUCUUCACACGCGCGCUAACAGCCGGUCCAUCGACGGUCAAAGUCUCCAUCACGAAUACGGCGUCGAAUUUCUUGGCGACAGCGGUGUUCGGGAUGAUUGUUUUUCAGGAGGCUGUUGGGGGGCUUUGGUGGUUGGGGGCUGCGAUGAUGGGGGCUGGGUGUAUUCUGGUUGGGAUGCGGGAGGGGGCUUAG
Penicillium hordei is the source of this 1455-nucleotide messenger RNA. RefSeq names its product pyridoxamine-phosphate oxidase PDX3. Gene Ontology annotation, biological process: pyridoxine biosynthetic process. The record is from RefSeq and is a predicted model, not a curated record. The transcript has 5 exons. The coding region runs from base 1 to 1455 and encodes 484 amino acids. Gene Ontology annotation, molecular function: FMN binding; pyridoxamine phosphate oxidase activity. NCBI's taxonomy places the organism in Eukaryota, Fungi, Ascomycota, Eurotiomycetes, Eurotiales, Aspergillaceae.